GUUUAGAGUGGGUUCAAGCACGCGUUAUGGGUGCGUUACAGGGAGAGGGGAUAUUCAAAAUAUUCCAAAUUUGCGUUACCUACUUUAUAGACGUCUCCUUAUUACAUCCGAUGAAGUCUAAUUUUUUUCAUUAAAUACAAAAAAAGUGAAAAAUUAUUACGUUCAAAACAUUUCUGAAGAAAUUGACCUGCGGUUUAUGACAGUCACAUCUCGCAUUGCAGAGUGCAGGACAAAUUACGGAUAAAUUAUUAACCAGUUAUCAAAGGGAUUAAUGUUUCACUUCAGUUUAACUGAUCUGUCAAUCGCCAUCUGCGGAUACGUCCCAGUCGAAUUUGAAUCUCACUCCUUACCAUACAAAGAUGCUCGAGCAUCGCAUUCUCUCUACCUAUAUUAUCGUGCACCAAGUGUCUUGGUUGAAAAAUUGCCUAAGUUUUCGAUAAAGCUCACUUAACUUGCCGUCCGACCGCUUCACCUCUGCUCCACAGCGAUUAUUGGCUCGUGAGAAGCAAGUGGAUUGACGCACGUUCUUAGAAGGGAAUAUCAGUGGAAGACAAUGUUGAGCUAUUCAUAAUAAAAAAAAAAACUUCAACUGUCCACAAUUGGGAAUCCUAAUGCUGUGGAGAACAAUCAGAAUAAUUCAACACUCCAAGCGAAAUAUGUCUACAGGAAAAUACCUCAUUGAUAAUCCUAAAUAUUCAUUCCUUAAAGACUUAGGAUUGAAGAGAACGAAUGCUGGUGUAUACAAUGGAUUGUGGGAGGCAAACGGAGAGAUAAUAACAUCUCUAUGCCCUGCUACUGGUGAACCAAUAGCAGAAAUACAACAAGGUACCCUUCAAGAUUAUGAAAAAUGUAUUCAAGAAGCACAGAAGGCAUGGCAUAUAUGGGCUGACAUUCCAGCACCACGGCGUGGAAGCAUUGUACGAGAAAUUGGAGAAGCCCUUCGUUGUAAUCUGAACUCCCUUGGCAAAUUAGUAUCAUGUGAAAUGGGGAAAAUCCUACCAGAAGGUAUUGGAGAAGUGCAAGAAUAUAUUGACAUUUGUGAUUAUGCUGUUGGACUUUCUCGAAGUUUUGCAGGCCAAAUAAUUCCAUCAGAAAGGCCAGGACAUGUAUUACUGGAGCAAUGGAACCCCCUUGGUAUUGUUGGAGUUAUUUCGGCUUUCAAUUUCCCAAUUGCUGUUUAUGGAUGGAACUCGGCUAUUGCAAUGGUGUGUGGCAAUACUCUCCUGUGGAAAGGAGCUCCUUCAACAUCUCUUGUGUCAGUAGCUACAACAAAGAUAAUUUCUGAAGUUUUAGAACGCAAUAAAUUGCCUGGCGCAAUCUGUGCUUUAUGCAGUGGCGGAAGUGAUAUUGGACAAGCUAUGGCUAAGGAUACCCGAAUACCACUCUUAUCUUUCACUGGAAGUACAGAAAUUGGACAUAAGGUUGGUGUUCAAGUUCAAGACCGAUUUGGUAAACAACUCCUUGAAUUGGGAGGGAAUAAUGCAAUUAUUGUGUCAGAUGAUGCAGAUUUAGAUAUGGUUGUAAGAUCAGCAGUGUUUGCUUGUGUUGGUACAGCCGGUCAGCGUUGCACAACAACAAGACGACUGAUUUUACAUGAAAAGGUGUAUGAUACGGUAUUAGAAAGACUGAAAAAAGCUUAUGCUCAAGUACUAACUCGCCUGGGAGAUCCUCUUGAGAGUGAAACACUCUAUGGGCCUCUGCAUAGUGAAGCUGCCGUCCAAUCAUAUGUAGCUGCUGUACUGGCAGCUGUAAAAGCAGGAGGAAAAGUUGAAUUUGGAGGAGAGGUCAUUCAAAAACCUGGAUUCUAUGUAGAACCAACAAUUAUAUCGGGUUUAAAGCAUAAUGAGAGCGUUGUUCACACAGAAACAUUUGCUCCAAUUGUAUAUGUGUUGAAAAUGAAGAAUUUAGAAGAAGGAAUUGCUUGGAACAAUGAAGUAAAGCAGGGCUUAUCAUCUAGCAUAUUUACCCAAGAUUUAGGUUCUGUUUUCAAGUGGAUUGGACCAAAAGGAUCUGACUGUGGUAUAGUCAAUGUGAAUAUACCAACAAGUGGGGCUGAAAUUGGCGGUGCAUUUGGUGGAGAAAAACACACUGGAGGUGGAAGAGAAUCUGGAUCCGAUUCAUGGAAGCAAUACAUGAGGCGUUCCACUAUAACAAUCAAUUACAGUAAAGAGUUGCCCUUAGCUCAAGGAAUCAAAUUUGAAUGAGGCAUAAAAUAUAUUUUUUGAAGCAUAUCAUUUCCAUUUUAUACUCUUUCAUUAAAAAAAAUGUAAUACUAUAAAACAAAUUCUAAUAGAACAUUUUUAAAUUGAUCUAGUUAUUUGUAAUUUUCUAUCCAAGAAGUUUACUUUUUGUUACAUUUUUAAUAUUAGUGCCAAAGAAAAUUUAAAUACACAAUGGCACAUAAUCACAUUGUGCAGAUACAUUUGGCACAUAAUCACAUUGAGGGUGAAUGAAACAUAGAAACGUUACGGUCUAGCACUUCCUAAAAUUAUUCUUCUCAAAUUACAUCCCUGGCAGCAAAGAAUUGUUCUACUUCAGGUGUUUUGGGAAACAGUCAAAAGAUAUCACUCAAAACAAAAUGCUGAUGAGACAUUCAUCAAAAACUUUUAAUUAAUAAGACUCAUAAUGCAACAACAUCCAUAUAACAUAUCAAUAAAAUGCUAUAUGGAUCCAACGUCCAUAUAACAAAAAUUAUAAGUUGGAAAAACGAAAAGCACUGAUAGCAUAUUUGUCCGAGAAGCUUUUCGUAGCUUGCUCAACUCAAAACAGCAUUAACAUUUUAGGGAUGUACUCAACAGAAUAUUUUGACCUCCAAAGAAAUUAUUUUAUUGUGCAUAAAAAUGCUUCUUCCAUGAAUUCACAAUGUGUGCCAAAAAGUUUGUGUUUGAAUCCUUUAUUGUACAGUGUGACUAGAUUUUGAGAUAUAAAUAUAAAUGUAUUCCUUUUCCAACUCCAUUCAUCAAUGGUUCUUUUCCUAAAAUGGUGAUAUCAAGAAAACCAAAAGUCUCUGAUUCUGAACCAGAUGUAAAAGCGAUGACAUGCAGCACAUGUUCAUGACUGAAUUAAGAUCUGUACCAUGUAUUUUUAGAAAGCAUGCUUACUUAAGUUCCUCCACUAUCUCAUGUGACUGAUAGCUUGUUACGGUAACAAAGCUAAUUUCUGCCUCUUCAAUCUGUUACUUCCAAAGCAACAUAUUGUGCAAUUGCCAAGUUUUUCAAUAAUUCACAAUGGGCUCAUUCGAGUUGUCAGCAUCUGAUGAUAACUUCAUGUAGGAUGAACAUACUAAGGAAAUAAAUUUUAGUACAAGCAUGUCAAUGUAUUAAACUCUUAAAACACACCAUUUAAAAAAAUGUAAAGUUAAAUUUAUUGUAUAGUUCCCAAUACACUUGCUUACAACUUUGGUUUGAUGCCAAGGAAAGUAUUAUAGUAAUGGUGAUCAAGGAAGAUUCAUGUACUUAUGCUUGGUAUGCAAUUCCUCAAAUUUCAAAGCAAUGGUUGAAAUAAUGCCAAGAACUCAUUGAUGAUUAAGUUUCAUAUUUGAUUUUAUCCUAUACCAAUGUAUACACAAAGUAACAUAUUUUGUGUGGAAAAUGAAUUUCAUGAUUACGACGGAAAUACAUUUUUAGAAUCUCAUGAUACUGCAAAAGGAUUUUUUCAAAACCUCUUUCCAUUUGUUAGUCUGUAAACAAAGCUAGCACCUCAACUAUUUGCAGAUUUUUUUACGAAAUAAAUAUUCCCUGAUAAAUAUGGCCUUACUCAAAUCCCUGCAAUUUUGAAAAGAUUUCUUUGAAUUUUCAGGGUACUUCAUGUACUAUAAAUAUUUUCAAAAUUUUCUGAAAAAUGGUUCCAUAUUUUUUUCUUUAAAUUUCAAGUAUGAAAAGAGUAU
Messenger RNA from Gryllus bimaculatus (two-spotted cricket), 3886 nucleotides. NCBI's taxonomy places the organism in Eukaryota, Metazoa, Arthropoda, Insecta, Orthoptera, Gryllidae. The record is from the annotation of a GenBank genome assembly.